AUGCCGCGAACCACAAGAAGAUCCUUUAAAACCUUGCAGCAUGCCGCUACAGACACGGAAAAUUUAGUUGGCAGACCUUCUAAAAAUUUAAAACACCAACUAUCUCAAGAGACCCUCAUAGAUUUAGAAGUAAAAAGAAAGAAUAUUGCUACUAAGGAGGUGCAAGUAGAUAUUAAAGACAAAGUAUCAGUGGAUGAUCUUACUAACCCUGAUGGGGCUUCUGAAAAAUAUUGGGAAAUUUUAGCAGAAAAGCGGCAACAAGCAUUACAUGAAGCUUUAGAUGAAAAUGAAAAGUUAAGAAAAAUUAUCGAUGACUUGAAAGAAGAAAACUCUCAAUAUAUAAAGAUGUUGGAAGAAGCCAAUAGCUUUGUUGAAGUUAUAAAGGAAGAGCUUGCUAAUGGUAGCAAUAAUGACACUGGCAUUGAUGUGAACGAUAUCAGUACAGCUGAUGAAGCAGCAGAUGAAACACAGGAGAGCACUGAAGAAACAAAGACUGAAUGA
This is a messenger RNA of Pieris macdunnoughi, 501 nucleotides long. NCBI's taxonomy places the organism in Eukaryota, Metazoa, Arthropoda, Insecta, Lepidoptera, Pieridae. The record is from the annotation of a GenBank genome assembly.